Molecule: messenger RNA, 2293 nt
Organism: Silurus meridionalis
Lineage: Eukaryota; Metazoa; Chordata; Actinopteri; Siluriformes; Siluridae
Gene: cep55l
Product: centrosomal protein 55 like
Exons: 9
Coding region: 149-1540 (463 amino acids)
Biological process (GO): mitotic cytokinesis; regulation of phosphatidylinositol 3-kinase/protein kinase B signal transduction
Source: RefSeq, a predicted model, not a curated record
ACGGAAGUGACGCAGGACGCGGCGCGUUUAAAAAUUUGUUCUCAACACGGAAGUGUGACAGCGAGAGACCGUUUGUGUUAGUGAGCGAUGUUAUGCUGUAAUUAGCUACAAAUCCUGAAAUAAAGCCCACAGUCGGAACGAUUCAGAAAUGGCAUCUAAAGGAGCCAAGGAAACUUUUGCAAAUAAACUAGGAUUUAAAAGCAGUGGCUCAAAGGCUUUAGAAGCUGAACUUGAAAACCUGAAGAAGGAAAACGCCCAUUUGAAGAAGACUGUAGAUGAACUUUCAAAGCGAAAGCUAAGGCAUCCUCCUGCACGUCCAGAUGCAGAUAAAGACAAGCUUUUGGAGAGGAUUUUGUCAUUGGAGACACUGAGGGAAAGGAACACAAAGCAGCUGCUGGCUAAAGAACAGGAGAUCGACAUUAUGAGGCAACAGCUGCGGGCUGAAGGUGGAGAGCUUGUUGCCUCGCUGCAGAACCAGCUGGAUCAGAAAAGGCACGAGGCAGAACAGAGAGAGAAACUCUUACAGAGCGUAUCGCAGGAGACUGAGGACCUAAAAAACAAAUUGGUGGCGUUCACUGAGAAGUGCCAAGCACUCGAAAAACGUAGUGCUGACAUGCAGGUUCCUUCAGGUGAGUCUGCCAUGAUCCAGGAGCAACUACGAGAUGCUCUGGAAAAAAAUCAGCAGUGGCUUCUUUAUGAUCAACAACGAGAGGCCUUUGUUCAAGGGAUUCUGGCCAGAGUUGCAGAGCUUGAGCAGCAGUUAAACCAAGCCAAGCAAACACUCCAACAACAGCACAAAGAGGGCAAUUCAGAAGGUCCAUCAUCUGCGUCAGUGCAGCAGGAGAAGCAGCUACAAGACAGCCAAAGGGAGAGGGUGGAGGAACGCAAAAGAGCGAACCGCUUACAGGCCGAGCUUGAAGAGCUCAAGGCCAGGUAUGAAGAGAAGAGCCGUGAGGUGGUGCGAGUCCAGGAGGAGCUACAAGAGGAGCGGAGAAGCAGCCGACAGACUGUGGCAGAGGAACGGAAGCUAAAUAUGGAGCGAGUAGCCAGACUGCAGUGUGAGCUAGAUGCUGCUGAUGUUAGGCUUGAGGAGGAAAGGAAGAGAGCGGCCGAGCUGCUACUGCAGGUGAACCUUCUUCAGAAAUCUCUACUGACUCAGCAUGAAGAUCAGAAAAGAAUUGCUGUUUUAGAGCAACAGAUUAAUUUGUCCUCUAGAGACUUUGAGAAUGAGAAACUAGACCAUCAAAGUCUACAGCACCAGCUCCACAAAGUGCUUAAAGAGCUUCGCAAGGCUAGAGAUCAAAUCACACGCUUGGAGUCGACCAGACAGCGAGAAACUCGGUUCUCUGAGCCAAGCUCAUACACAAGGCUGGAUUUGGAUAAGAUGACCAUUCAGGACCGCAUCCUGAACCCCACGUCUCCAUUAAAAAGCUCCAACACAUUGGAUGAGAGCUUUCUGGAGUGUCCCAACUGCAGGACCUCAUACCCUACAAGUCAACACAGAGAGCUUCUUGCACAUCUUGACUACUGCUUUCAUUAAGAUCUUUUUGUUUGUUUUACUUCCCCAUUUUAUAUCUUUGUAUCAGAUUAUUUUUUUAUUUCAAAUAAUAUUUUCACUGUUUGAUACAUUGAGUUUUGAAUUAAUCAGUUGUGUGCUUCGGAGGAUUUUUAAUAUUUUUUUUAUUAAUGUGAAGCUUAUUUAAGGGAAAUUUUUAUUUAUGCUAGUUCUUUUGGGUUAACUCAAAUGUACGUACCUAUUCAUUCAUUUAUUCAUUCAUAAACAGGUUUACCUUCCUAUCAUGACAAUGCCUUAAAGGUGUUGAAGUGGCACAGGAUAAACUCACGUUUAGUAUUCUGUCCUGAUUUUCGAAAUCAGAUCUGUCUUGAAUUAGGCUACAUGCAAUUAAAUCCUUGUAUUAGACCUAUUUAAAGCAUGGAGAUUAGUGAGACUGCAGGGGGAAGGAGGUUUAGGAUGUCUCAAUUUAGAAAACACACCCAGGUGGGGUAUAUAACUCAAAUAAGGUUAUAGAAGCAGAAGAAUCCUUUUUUUUUUACAUUUUAUUUUUUAUAACGCAACCUCUUACUACUUGUAAAGUAUUCAUGUUGACAAAAACAUUAUUUGAUGCCAUUUGCUAUUGUGUAUGCUUUUUCUGAUUGUUGUUCCUCCACAACAUUUACAUUAAAACAUUAUGUUCAGAACUUCAGGGAUUCAUGUAAUAAGAAAAUCAGCCAAUAAACAGCAAUGUAUAUACUAAGCCUCACCUUAUUAUAAUAAACUUCUGGUUUGAAGGGA